This is a messenger RNA of Dermatophagoides pteronyssinus (European house dust mite), 1657 nucleotides long. RefSeq lists its product as uncharacterized. The record is from RefSeq and is a predicted model, not a curated record. Lineage: Eukaryota; Metazoa; Arthropoda; Arachnida; Sarcoptiformes; Pyroglyphidae.
CAUCAUCAUCAUAAAAUUCUGAAUCGAUAAGAAUUAAAUAGAAAAAGUGAACGAAUGAUUGAAUGUGAAAAUUAAUUUGUCCAUCUUUAUUUCUGCUUGUCUAUUGUCGUUGUUAAUGUUGUUGUUGUUGUCAACAAAAUUUUGACACGAACACUUAUCUAUUCGGGUAAAAGAUGUCGAUUCAUAAAAGGAGCCUAGUUCCAAGUGUUUUCGCAAUCCUGCCAUCAUCGUUAUCAUCAUCAUUUUCAUUUUCAUUUUCAUGCUAUUAUUGUUUGAUAAUAAUAUACGGUAUAGCAUUGAUUUUUCAACAGACAAUAAUCAUCGAUGCGGAAAAACAAAUUGACACUGCCAUUAUUAAUAAUAAUGUUACUGAUGUAAAGAAUUACGAUUCCAAUUAUACUACCAAUCAUUCACAAACGUUGUCAAAAUCAUCAUUGAAUAACAAUGAACAACAACAACAACAGCAGCAGCUGUAUCCAGAUGAUCAAAAGUCUGGACAAAAUAUGGAACUGGUCGAUCGUGAAUUAAUGUUAGUGAAAAAUGUUGAUCAUUCAUCUUCUCACUUUCGCAUGAUACCUUCUAGUUCUGUUAUUUCUUCUCCUCCUCGAAAAUCUAGAACUAAAUCCCUUUCUAAACGUCCUAACCACCAUAAUCUUAAUUUUCGAAGGAAUCGUGACCGAUUAAAAUCAUUUCCAUAUGCAUAUGCACAUGGUCAAAAUGUUCCUGAACCAUAUAAUGUUAAUAUUCAGCCAUCUCGUUUCCACUAUCAUUAUCCUUAUUCACCCUCAAAUCAACCUCAAAUUCGUAUUAUCGAACGACCUUUGUUUAUCGAAAGACGUUCAGAUACCACCAGAGGAAAACUAGUAUCACAAAUAGUUAAUCGAGCCAGUCAAGCGUUCCAUAAUUUGAUCGAACAUCGCCGCAAUCGUUCCAAACCUAGAUUAGCAAAAUUUAUGAGUGAACGACGUUCAAGUGGAGGACGUUUGUUUCCUAGAGUUCGUGAACAUUUUGUUCAUCGUAUUGAAAGUCGAAAACCUAGACCACCGGAACCACAACCACCUAUAGAAAUUGAACAACUGCCGGAUAUUCAAUUCGCUGAAUCACGCAUCGAUGGUAAUGAUACUUCCACUGGAUCCAUCAAUGAUCAAAUAUCACCAUCAUUGCCGGAAUUCAAUGAUGAUAGACCAUUUUAUAGGGAACCGAAUCUUAAUUAUGAAUUGGAAGGUCGAAAAUUACGACAAGAUAUUGUGGACAAAGUUACCCAUCUUCAAACAAUUUUAGAAACAGCCUUCCAUGUAUCACGUGAACGUCGUGAUCUAUUCCUUAGUCGUUUAUUACGUAAUACUAAUAAUCGUUUAGAAAGGGCCAAAAAUCGUGCUGAUCAAAUCUUGAGCGAGCCAGCAACAUCAGAAUUGGCUGUCAAAACAUUACAUCAUAUUAACAGUGGCAUCAACAAUAUGUAUUUAUUUUUACAUAAUUUGUUGAACAGGGUUAAUGUAUCGAUCAAAGUGCAGAUGAAAAAUCCAGGAACAGAAUCAUCACCGAGUGAUAUCAAUAAUAAUAAUAUCAACAACAGUAACAGCAAUCAUAAUGGAACAACUAGUCAAACAAAAAAUGAUGAAAAAGAUCAGCAAUCAAAAGAAAAUGAAUAAUUUAU